This is a messenger RNA of Anopheles darlingi, 2114 nucleotides long. RefSeq lists its product as uncharacterized. The record is from RefSeq and is a predicted model, not a curated record. NCBI's taxonomy places the organism in Eukaryota, Metazoa, Arthropoda, Insecta, Diptera, Culicidae. Bases 178 to 1638 code for a protein of 486 amino acids. The transcript is spliced from 5 exons.
GCGGUACGCAGGUUUCGCGGUUUUACUUACGGCGCGGCAUAGUUUUGCGGUUUCAGGGACGAUCCGAGAUCGGUUUCCGAUAGUGUGCCCGACGGUAGUAGACAGUAGCAACAGAAGCAGCAUCAACUCAACAGCUCAUCGAUCGGCCGCGGUUUUCGCCGACGACGCUCAUCAAUCAUGGAAAUUCGGUGGAAGCGAAGUACCAGCAUGCUGGUGACGGUGCUGAUGCCUCUGGCGCUAGCCCUGAUAGCAGUAUCAGCAGCAAUCGGGAUGGUACGAGCUGCAGAACCACCGCCACUGGAGGUGGAAAGCGUUGGUCGGGGUUCCUUUGCCGGUAUAGAAAGCGGCACGCAACCUGACGACGCUGGCCACGAUCACUACCACUUUCGAUUGCCAGACGAGCUAAUUACGACGCGUGCUACCGGUGGUGGAGGUGGUGGUGCUGCUGCUGCUGCAGGACAGCAACCAGCGAAGCAGCAGCGACCACAGGGCAAGGAAACGAAAAAGUACCGGAAGAAGUAUGUGUCCGAAGACGAUUAUCGAAAAUCGAUGCCACGCGCCGAGGAGCAGCAGCAGCAGCCGGGGGCCGCAGCCCCGGACGCCACGGAUACGGCCACGGACCCGGUGGCCCAGCAAACCAGUGGCACGUCCAAAUCCAGCGAACCGCACAGCAGAAAGAAGCGUUUGAUCUGGGUUACGGAUGAUGGUCGGCUCGCUCUGCCGCCCGGUACGUCGCUGACCAUCGCACCAACCAUCGCGCUACCAUUUGUGCGCUAUCCGCCGACCGGCUUUCUGUCCAACAUUUCCAUCAGCUUGCCCAUAACGAUUGACUUCGAUAAACUGGGGCUCACGGAUAAUCAGAAUCCGCUCGGUGUCCUACCGCCACUGUUUGCCCGUUCGAUGGGUCAAGCGGCCGGUUCGGUGCUGGCCGACUACGUAUCGGAUUAUAUGCGGGUGCAGCGGCGCAAACGGAGCAUCUCGAGUUCGGCGAACGAAAACUUCAAGAUCACCACCAACAGGCUAGACGGAGACGAGGAACCGUCGAUACCGCAGCUUCCGGCUGAGCAUAAGCAUGCCUUCCACGGGGGAGAGAGGGCGCUGCUGUACGUGGUGGUUGAGGACUUUAUCGCGAACUUCGGGCUGGACGGUAGAGCUUGUAUGCUGCGUGCCAUAUGUGAGGUGCACUCCAAGUCGAUCGAAAAGUUUGGUCUCGUCGGAGAGAUGCUGAAGCUCUUCUUUACUGCUUCGGCAUCGCCCUAUUCCCAGCAUUUAGACGAGUACGUGAUGGCGGAAAAGGUUGGCCGUGGGCAGGAUGGACCGGGGGAGUGCUUCCCAUACUUCAAAGACUGUCCCCGGAGUCUGUUCCGUUCGGCGCAUAAUUUCCAGCACAAAUAUCAAGAGCCGGAACAGCAGCACAGUAACUCGGAAAGGACAACGAAUCGUCCGGAGGAGCACGAUUCCGAUGAACGAUUUGGGAACGAGAUCUACAACGACACCCACGAGGCGGAGUAUCUGGUCCGGGAACCACGUGCCAGCCGGUCACGGAGCAGCAGCAGCGGCAGCAGCAGUAGUAGUAACACCAAAGAAAACACCAUCGUACAGCUGGAGCAACAUGAUCUCGCAGAAAUGGCAAUGUGAGGUCGAAGGGAUGGUUGAGAAGGGGAGAGGGAGGCCAGCAGUCGUCACACAAAUCUAACUCGGGUUUAAAGGGUGCUAGGAGCACGUGUUCCUUUCGUCUUGGGAAGCGAGAACGGUAUCGAGUCCGAAGAAGAGGAAGCAGUCAGGGUUGUUCACCUUCAAUUGGGUUGUUAAUUGUUGCAGAUUGUUACAGUGCGCGUGGCACGGUUAGUUGUUUCUUAGUCUUGUAGAGAGAGAAGAGAGAGAGAGAGAUAGUUUGGGAGUUUGAGUGCUUGUUUGUUGGAGUGGAGAACGAACGUGUGAGAUCCAUAGGAAAACCAUGAGUCGAACCAACAGUAUCCGCAGAUUUCGUGUAGUUUAGGAUGAUUUUAUUUAUUGAAACUAUUUAUUAGCAACAGGUGUCCAUAUGCGUUUGCACAUAUCGUCGAUCGUUGGUUGGCGUGCGGUGUAAUGAAGAGAGAAAUAAAGCGAAACAA